UCUGCUGAUCGUGAUGGCGCAGAUAGUGACCGCCUUGCAGAUGGUCCUCGAGGAGAAAUUCAUAAUGAAAUACAAUGUUCCUCCCCUCCAGGUGGUCGGUUAUGAAGGUAUCUUCGGUUUCUUGACCUUGUCCGUACUCCUGAUCCCUAUGUACUACAUACCCGGUGGAAUGUUCAGCUCCAACGAAAGGGGAGUCCUGGAAGACACCCCAGACGCUUUCGUUCAGAUAAAAAACAAUCCUCUUUUGAUACUCGCCAUCCUACUGAACAUUACCAGCAUCGCCUUCUUCAACUUCGCCGGCGUGAGCGUCACGAAGGAGCUUUCUGCCACGACCAGGAUGGUGCUGGACUCCGUCAGGACGCUGGUCAUUUGGCUGUUCUCCAUAGCUGUUCAGUGGCAGACGUUCCAGUACCUCCAGCCUAUAGGUUUCCUGAUCCUGGUCAUCGGAAUGAUGCUCUAUAACGACGUCCUUCAUCAUGCAUUUUUGAGGAGGCUGAUCAACAUUACUGACAGAGUGCCGGAAGGAGCUCCUAUACUCAGUGGCACCGUGGAACCAAACCAAGACGUGACUGGGAAAAGAGAGAUCGACCCUUUUUAAAGAAGAAUUACUCAGAAGAAAAACCAAGUGAUCUGAUGACGUCAUAGUUCCUACGCUCAUAUUUGUUCCGUUGUGUGUUCCGGUAAUGAUUUCUUCCCCUUCCCUGUCUCUGUAAAUUAUUAUGUAUCUUUUGAAUGAAUAAUGGAGGCAUAA
This is a messenger RNA of Macrobrachium nipponense, 751 nucleotides long. Its product is annotated as solute carrier family 35 member F6-like. Lineage: Eukaryota; Metazoa; Arthropoda; Malacostraca; Decapoda; Palaemonidae. The coding region runs from base 14 to 598 and encodes 194 amino acids. Gene Ontology annotation, cellular component: intracellular membrane-bounded organelle; membrane. The record is from RefSeq and is a predicted model, not a curated record. The transcript has 5 exons.